CCCGCGCCUCCAUCCCCGCGCCCCCACACCCCGCGCAACCGUAGCUCCAAUACUAGCUAGCGCGUCGUCCAAUCUGACCGCCCGCGUCUCUCUCUCCGACCGCUGGCUCCCUUCUCGUUGCUUGACUGUCGGUCCGAGGUCGGCUCCGAGGCCUGCAUGAGCACAAAGCGUGCAGUGACGUGAAUCGAGCUGGUCAGAAUUCGGACUGCGCAGCGUCCAGUUCUGCAGUUCUUGCCUCGGCGUCGGACGCCUUGCGAGGGCGGCAUCAGCGUCGUGCGUCGAUUCGAGGUCGAGUCCGGGGCCGGACAAUACAAGUGGCAGCAGCCCGUCGAGGUACUGUCAUUGAUGGUUCUCUGAAAUCGGAGUCUGCUGCUCGACGAAGGCUUCGGGUGUGCGAUGCUGUGGUAGUCUUGGAGAAUUGCGGAAGGUUAAGCUCGCUCGUUCUCCCGGAGAAGGUCCCGGUCGUCGUCCCAGGUUGCAGUUUGGGUAUACGAUGGACGCUGCAGCAGCGGCCAGGUGUUGCGCCUUGCCUCUUCCGAAUGUCGCCCUCAGCGUCGCAGGUUGGACAGCCAGAGUUCGGACUCGAAGCUUCGUGCCUGAAUUCGGCAGUAAGAAAUUCAUGACAGGAAAGGCUCUGCACGUCGGCCGCUCGACGACGACGCACCCGCCGCGCGAAGGUUGUUACGACCACUCUGCGCGCGCUGGACUUGUGGACGGUCUGGUGGACGAGCUCCUCAAGAUCAGCAAGGCAGGUGGGAGCAUGGUUCUCAGCAACUCGACUCUUGCUGAACCCAUUCGUCAAAUCAGCGGAGGAAUGGCUCUUCUUCCUUCUCACAGUGAAUCAGUUCUUCGUGGCAUUUUGGCCGUCGUCUCGCGUCCUGGAACCCUUGAGAAGCCCGUUCUGACGGAUUCUGUCACACAAGGACGAAUGAUGGAGAAUCUCCUCCUGUAUCGCCAAACUUUUGUCAUUCGGUCCUACGAAGUUGGAGCUGACAAAACUGCGUCCAUCGAGACACUGAUGAAUCUGUUUCAGGAGACAGCUUUAAAUCAUGUGCGUUUGUCCGGAAUUGAAGGAGAUGGAUUCGGUACUACGAAAGCCAUGGUUCGGAAUGGGCUGAUCUGGGUUGUCAAUCGUAUGCACGUGGAAGUGGAAUCCUACCCUGCCUGGGGUGACAUCGUCGAGGUCGACUCAUGGGUUGCUUCGUCUGGCAAAAACGGCAUGCGCCGCGACUGGAUGUUGCGUGACGUGAAGACAGGCCAGAUUCUAGCGCGGGCCACGAGCACUUGGGUUAUGAUGCACCAGCAAACUCGAAGGCUGUCCAAGAUGCCCGAUGAUGUUCGGGCCGAGAUUUCCUCGUUUUUCUUAGACCGUCACGCAGUCCCAAACGAAGGUUCGAUGAAGAUCAACAAGCUUCAAAACGACUCGGCGCUUUACGUCUCCUCGGGUUUGCAGGCACGGCGCAGUGACUUGGACAUGAAUCAACAUGUAAAUAAUGUCAAGUACAUCGCCUGGAUGAUGGAGAGUGUCCCCGCCGCAUAUCUCGAGAAUCUCGAAAUCAAGAGCAUCACUCUGGAAUAUCGAAGGGAAUGCGGGCAGGCCGAUGUCGUUCAAUCUCUGACCAACCCCGAGGACAUGUCACCAGCUUCUGCGGGUUCCACUCAAAUUGUGAAUGGGACGAGGCCAGCCGAGUCCGUUGACCCCAACUUUCCGUACCUAUCAAGGUCCCCGAAUGGCGUUUCAAUGCUGCGAGCAGAUACUCCGAGGACCUUGAUUCAAGAGUCGGACCGGCUUCCUCGAUUCACACAUCUGUUGAAGCUGCAAGAAGGCUCAGCGGAGAUUGUGCGCGGAAGAACGGUUUGGAAAUCAAAACCUCGAGGCAACCACUUCCCGUCCACGCAUAGUUGACCUCUGCCUGUCACCACCAGAUUCUGAUUCUCUUGAUCCCGCAGUGUUACAUGCAGACCACAAUUCCCUCCGCAAGAUCCAGGUGUAAAAACUCUCUAUCUUCGCCAGACUAUUGCUGAUUUACAGUUUGAAUAAGAGCAUGUCAGCGUAGCGGCCUUUGCAGAUGGUGCAACAAGGACAUAUCCAUGCGGCCGAUUGCUGACAGGUCCUCCGCCCGAGGGGUUUGUUAAUUGCCAACAGUUUCAUUACUACAUGACAUACCAGGAUACUACGAUGACUCAAUCUAAGUUCUACGCCGCCAGGACUUCGUUACAGACUCGGAUAGACCUUUCGA
Messenger RNA from Marchantia polymorpha subsp. ruderalis, 2240 nucleotides. Lineage: Eukaryota; Viridiplantae; Streptophyta; Marchantiopsida; Marchantiales; Marchantiaceae. The record is from the annotation of a GenBank genome assembly.